AUGAGGAGUGUGCAGGUGCCGUCUCUCUUCUUGCUAACCGUUUCUGUCUAUGUCAAAGCAGCAGCGAACAGGAAGAUUACACUGGCCUGGCAACCUAUUAUUUCUGAUGCUACAUCAGAACAUCUAUCACAAUACUCCAGCGCUGUUCCUGGACAGCAGAUCUCAUAUGCUGCAAUACUCAGAAGAAAAUCAGGGAGCUCAUCGUUGGCACUUUUUAACAAUAAGAACAGACCGAGAUACAGCGCCUCUUCACUAGAAGCUAUGGGACAAUACUCACAAUCUGAAAUAGAGAGAACAAGACAAUACAGCUUUCCAACGAACCUCUACCAGCUCUCCGAUGGCUACAGGCAUGAUGAUGAGAAUGUGGAUUAUGGGCCGGUGUUUAUCCAAGAGCCAGAAAAUGUUAUUUUCGCCACGGAUUCUGGAGAGAAGAAAGUGGCCCUUAAUUGUGAGGCAAGAGGAGCACCUGCUCCAAGUUAUAGAUGGCUUCGCAAUGGAACAGAAAUAGACUUGGAAAGUGAUUAUCGCUACACUUUAAUAGAUGGGAAUUUAAUUAUCAGCAGUCCAAACGAGCUGAAGGAUUCUGGUCAAUACCAGUGCAUAGCAGCAAACAGCCUGGGCCGAAUCCUUAGUAGAGAGGCAACUCUUCAAUUUGCAUAUCUUGGGAAUUUCAGCGGCCGUGUAAGAAGUGCCGUCUCUGUAAGGGAAGGACAAGGAGUGGUCCUUAUGUGUUCUCCCCCGCAUCACUCGCCAGAAAUUACCUACAGUUGGGUGUUGAAUGAAUAUCCCUCUUUUGUGGCUGAAGACAGUCGGCGCUUCAUCUCUCAGGAGACAGGAAAUCUCUACAUCUCCAAAGCUCAGGCAUCGGAUUUGGGCAGCUAUAUAUGUCAUGUAAAAAAUGUCCUCACCAACACGAGAGUCAUGAGCCCCCCAACACCACUAACCUUGCGCAAUGAUGGUGUGAUGGGUGAAUAUGAACCGAAAAUUGAGGUCCACUUUCCUUACACUUUUACUGCAGCUAAGGGAACGACUGUUAGAAUGGAGUGUUUCGCACUUGGCAACCCUGUUCCUACUAUCUCAUGGAGGAAGGUCAGCGGGUUUAUUCCUAGCAAAGCGAGGCUACGAAAAUCACAAGCCGUUCUGGAGAUUCCUAACGUUCAGCUGGAAGAUGCGGGAACAUAUGAGUGUAAAGCUGAGAACUCCAGGGGAAAAAAUGCCUUUCGAGGUCAAUUACAAGUAUACACUCAGCCACAAUGGAUUGAGAAGAUUAAUGACACACAGCUAGACAGUGGAGAUCAAAUCCGCUGGGAGUGUAAGGCAUCUGGCAAACCUCGGCCCAUAUAUCGCUGGCUGAAGAAUGGUCUCCCCUUGGUCCCCCAGAACAGAGUUGAGAUGGUGAAUGGGAUGUUGACAAUUCAUAAUGUGAAUCAAUCCGACGCAGGGAUGUACCAAUGUCUGGCUGAAAAUAUCUAUGGAAUCGUCUAUGGAAGUGCUGAGCUGAAAGUUCUAGCAUCCGCUCCCUCGUUCGAGCUCAACCAGCGGCAAAAAACAAUAAUCAUCACCAAGGGCAAGGAAGUCGUUAUGGAAUGUAAACCGCAAGCAUCUCCAAAACCAACCAUCUCCUGGAUGAAAGGUGACAGAGCUGUAAGGCAGAACAAGAGGAUAGCUGUUCUUCCAGAUGGAAGUUUACGGAUCUUAAACGCUUCUAAAUCAGAUGAAGGAAAAUACACAUGCCAUGGGGAAAAUAUGUUUGGUUCUGCAGAAAUUACAACAGUUGUGUCUGUUACAGAACCUACGAAGAUAGAACUAACACCAAAGAGAACAGAACUGACUGUUGGGGAGAGUGUUGUUCUUAGCUGUAAAGCCAUCCAUGAUCCCCUCCUUGAUAUCAACUUCUUCUGGACUCUAAACGAACAGCCUGUUGAUUUUGAAAAAGAAGAUGGACAUUUUGAAAGCAUCAGAGCUCAAGCGUCAUCGGCCGAUUUAAUGAUUAGAAACAUCCUCCUGGUGCAUGCUGGGAGAUACGGCUGCAGGGUGCAGACCACGGCUGACAGUGUAUCGGAUGAGGCAGAACUGCUUGUUCGGGGUCCGCCUGGUUCACCUGGGGUGGUGAUUGUGGAAGAAAUUACGGAAAGUACGGCCACCUUGUCCUGGAGCCCGGGUGCUGACAACCACAGUCCCAUCCUCUAUUACAACCUGCAGGCCCGCAGCCCUUUCUCGUUAGGCUGGCAGACCGUGAAAACUGUGCCUGAUGUUAUAAGUGGAGACAUGGAAUCAGCCAUGGCAGUUGAUCUGAAUCCCUGGGUGGAAUAUGAAUUUCGAGUGGUAGCUACUAAUAGCAUUGGAACUGGAGAUCCCAGCAUACCAUCCCGAGUCAUCAGGACUAGUGAAGCAGUGCCGAAAACUCCUCCAGCAAAUGUCAGCGGGGGCAGUGGAAGACGCCAUGAAUUGGUGAUAACUUGGGAGCCUGUCUCAGAAGAGUUUCAGAAUGGUGAAGGAUUUGGAUACAUUGUCGCCUUCAGACCUAAUGACACCAGAGGAUGGAAGGAGAAAAUGGUGACCUCUUCUGAUGCCUCUAAAUUUAUCUAUAGAGAUGAGAGCACCCCACCACUCACCCCUUUUGAGGUUAAAGUUGGGGUAUACAAUAAUAAAGGUGAUGGACCCUUCAGUGACAUUGUAUUCAUCUGCUCUGCUGAAGGAGAGCCCAGCACGGCCCCCACCGAUGUCAAAGCCACAGGUCUGUCCGCCUCAGAAAUCAUCGUCGCAUGGAAAUCUUCCAAAGAUAAUGUGGGAAGACCUUUGGGAUUUGAGGUUAGUUACUGGAAAGAUAUGGAGCAGGAAGAGGCUGCAGAAAGAGUAAAAACGGCUGGAAAUGAGUCGUCCAUCAUUCUGACAGAGUUAGAAGGAAAUACAUUAUAUCACAUAACUGUGAGAGCGUUUAACAAAGCUGGAUACGGACCUUCGAGUACAGCCGUGCAUGGAAGCACCAAAAAAUCGCCUCCCAGUCAAGCCCCGAGCACUGUCAAAUGGAUAAGGAACGGUUCCCACAUUUCCUUGGGCUGGGAUGCCGUCAGAUCAUUUGCAAAUGAGUCAGAUGUCAUGGGAUACAAGGUCAUGCUGAGACAAGAAGGUCACAGCAACAGCCAAGUCAUCCAAACACAGACAACCUCAGCAGUGGUUUUACUUCCCGAUUCUGGUUUUUAUAUCAUAGAAGUGCGAGCCGUUAGUGAAGGUGGAGACGGGACAGCCAGUUCCCAAAUCAGAGUGCCAUCAUAUUCAGAAAAAGUAACAAGUUCACAGUCAACGCUUCAUAAUAUGUCAGCCUCGUCAUCUUCUUUAACAUUACUAUUGGCACUGGUUAUUCCCACAACAUCAUGGUGAAGAUGGAUUUUUUAUUUAUUUAUUUAUUUAUUUUUGCUUUGGAUUUUUCUUUUUUGUUGCUUUUUUUUAAUUUGUAUUAAAGACAUGAUAAAAGUUACUGAUUGAAUGAAGACA
This is a messenger RNA of Bufo bufo (common toad), 3495 nucleotides long. RefSeq names its product contactin 5 (gene CNTN5). Gene Ontology annotation, biological process: cell-cell adhesion; brain development. The record is from RefSeq and is a predicted model, not a curated record. NCBI's taxonomy places the organism in Eukaryota, Metazoa, Chordata, Amphibia, Anura, Bufonidae. Gene Ontology annotation, molecular function: cell-cell adhesion mediator activity. Bases 1 to 3381 code for a protein of 1126 amino acids. The transcript has 24 exons.